GAUGUCAUCACACCGCGACAAAUUAAACGUUGAUGAAAUCGCUUGUAACGUGUAGGUGCUUUGAUACUUGUCAUGCUGGUUUUACAGAAAUGUUUUGCUGUUUUACGUUCACCAUUUUUUUCGAGGACGAUGCUGACUGUCAGCCGGUUGUUUCGCAGUCGUUCAGCGCCGUCUAGACUCUGUGCUGUGGCUUCCUGUCGUCCUCAAGGACCGCCGAAGACCAGGACGGGGCUCCUCUCCGCACACGACAAGAGUAGUUUUCAUAUUUUAUUACCUGCUGACAGAUGUAAAGCUCGUCUUAGCAGUUAUAGACGAUUCUCAACUUCACCCGGUAUCAGAAGUGACUCUAUUGGAAAAAUCCAGUCAACACAUUAUCACCUCAUUUACACAUGCAAGGUUUGCUCUACUAGGUCCACGCAGAAGAUAUCCAAGCAGGCUUAUCACAAAGGUGUUGUGAUAGUGACAUGUUCAGGAUGCAAGAACCACCAUAUCAUCGCUGAUAACCUCAACUGGUUCUCUGACCUGGAAGGGAAGAGGUUGGAGAAACAUCGAGGAAAUCCUUGCUGCCAAAGGAGAGACUGUGAAGAGAUCGAAGGAAGUGCUGCUUUGGAGAUAGUGGUGGAUGAAUCUAGGAGAGAGAAGUCACAAUGUGUGGAAGACAGAGAGAAAUCAGACGAUGACCUAGAAAAACAAUGAUGCAGUGCUUAUAAUUUACGUGCAUAUUGUAAUUAAAAAA
This is a messenger RNA of Micropterus salmoides (largemouth bass), 736 nucleotides long. It is a transcript of the gene dnlz, whose product is annotated as DNL-type zinc finger. Lineage: Eukaryota; Metazoa; Chordata; Actinopteri; Centrarchiformes; Centrarchidae. Gene Ontology annotation, molecular function: protein-folding chaperone binding; zinc ion binding. Gene Ontology annotation, biological process: protein import into mitochondrial matrix; protein folding; protein stabilization. Gene Ontology annotation, cellular component: mitochondrion. Bases 73 to 696 code for a protein of 207 amino acids. The record is from RefSeq and is a predicted model, not a curated record. The transcript is spliced from 3 exons.